AUGGAAGCUGGGAAGAGCACUGUCGAUCUCAACCUCUGUUAUACUCUUCAGCAGCCACCUCCGUUUGUCAUCCCAAAUGCUGCGUUUUUUGGUGCAAUGGGUGCCGGUGUUGUUCUCCCUGAAGGAAUUUUGCUCGAUGAUUCCCGAUUCUUCGGGGAUUUUGUUGCAGAUACGAAGGUGGUCGUCAAGAGCGAGGACGAUGGUUACUGUGAAAAGAGCAAGCCUGCGAGAAAUAACUCAUCUGGUUCCUAUAAUGGCACUGCGUCUGCUGCCACAGCAAACGUGAUCGUUAAAGGCCAAUGGACAGCUGAGGAAGACAGAAUGUUAGUUCGAUUGGUGAAGCAACAUGGCGUGAGGAAAUGGUCUCAUAUUGCUAAGAACUUGGUCGGAAGGAUCGGAAAGCAGUGCCGAGAAAGAUGGCACAAUCAUCUACGACCAGACAUCAAGAAGGAUACAUGGACAGAGGAGGAGGAGAGGCAACUGGUGCAAGCCCACAUGAGGUACGGCAACCGGUGGGCCGAGAUCGCGAAGCACAUCCCGGGCCGAUCAGAAAACUCCAUCAAGAACCACUGGAACGCCACCAGACGCCGGCUGAACGCCAGGCGAAGGAGAAAAGCAUCAUCAAAAAGCACCGUCAAGGACGGCACCGGCGCCGCCGCAGCCGGCGGCAGCGCUCCUCCUCCCUCCAGCGUCCUGCAAGACUACAUCCGUACCAAAUACUCGAAUCACUCACAAUUACUGCUGCAUGAUUCAUCCACAAGCAUCAAGGAUCAGGAGGCAUCCGUAUUCCCUAAUGUUUUCCAACACGAUCCAUUGAUAUUUGACGACGAGUUGAUCCAAUGCAUGCUGAUGCCUGAUCUUCCCGCUUCACCUGGAGCAGCGGCGGCGGCGGCGGCAUUUUACCCAAUUAUGGAAGACACCGAUCUUCCUCUAAAUGGAGCUGCAGCGACUGACAUGAACUAUAUCGAUAUGGAUGGCUCCAAGAGUAGAGAUUUGGAUCUGGUAGAGAUGCUGACGCUGCAAUUCUCUUCUUCUCAGAGUAGCAGCAGCACUGCGUUACUGAGCGCCACAAAUCAUAAUUGCUUUGAGGGAUGGUGCCGUGGGUCGAGUAGCACUGUUUAA
Zingiber officinale is the source of this 1122-nucleotide messenger RNA. RefSeq names its product transcription factor MYB119-like. The record is from RefSeq and is a predicted model, not a curated record. The coding region runs from base 1 to 1122 and encodes 373 amino acids. Gene Ontology annotation, biological process: regulation of DNA-templated transcription. The transcript is spliced from 3 exons. Gene Ontology annotation, molecular function: RNA polymerase II cis-regulatory region sequence-specific DNA binding; DNA-binding transcription factor activity, RNA polymerase II-specific. Lineage: Eukaryota; Viridiplantae; Streptophyta; Magnoliopsida; Zingiberales; Zingiberaceae. Gene Ontology annotation, cellular component: nucleus.